This is a messenger RNA of Tilletiopsis washingtonensis, 4811 nucleotides long. Its product is annotated as RecF/RecN/SMC protein. The transcript is spliced from 7 exons. Gene Ontology annotation, cellular component: chromosome. Gene Ontology annotation, molecular function: ATP binding; ATP hydrolysis activity; protein binding. The coding region runs from base 67 to 4701 and encodes 1544 amino acids. Gene Ontology annotation, biological process: mitotic chromosome condensation. NCBI's taxonomy places the organism in Eukaryota, Fungi, Basidiomycota, Exobasidiomycetes, Entylomatales. The record is from RefSeq and is a predicted model, not a curated record.
CGUUGAGUGCGUGAGGCGGCGGCGCACACCUAGGCCUUUCUCCUCACCACCACUCCAACACCCACCAUGCCGCCCCGUCGCGCCGCUGCGGCAACAUCGCGCACUCGUGCUGCGCGCCCGUCGAACUCGGACGAGGAGGAGGCAGCCCCGGCGCGGAGCACGCGCGCCGCCCGGCCAGCCGCCGCGGCCACGCGCCGCGCCAAGAAGGUGGUCGAGAGCGACAGCGACGACGAGGAGGAGGCAGACGAGCAGGACGAUGAGGAGACGUUCCGGGAGGAGGAGUCUGCUCCGCGGGCCAAGAAGGCGGCCGCCGUACGGGCACCGCGGAGAGCGCCAGUCAGCGCAGCACGGGCGCGGGACGGCGUGACGCCGACGCCCGACGCGGCCGGCAGCCCGCACACGCCGACCGCAUCGCUGCCUGUCGCAGCGCCCCGUGCGGCCAGCUCGGUCGCAGCUGGGCCCAAGACGCCCGAGAAUGCGCCUCCGGCCGCGGCCUCGCAGCGUGCGGCGCAGCCCAGCGGCUCGCGGGUGCCGUCGGGCUCGCGUGUGCCCUCCUCAUCGCAGAGGAUCCCGUCCGGCUCGUCACAGUACUCGUCUGCCAGUCAGGGCUACCGCUCAGCACCUGGCGGAGUGCCGCAGACACCACGCGUGCCCUCUACGCCGCGCACAGUUGCUGGCACGCCGUUCUCGGUGGCGCGCACGCCCGCGCCCGUGGUCGUCGAGGCGCCCAAGACGCGCCUGGUCAUCCACAAGAUGGUGCUCAAGGACUUCAAGUCCUACGGCGGCUCGCAGACGAUCGGCCCGUUCCACAAGAGCUUCUCUGCUGUGGUCGGGCCGAACGGCUCGGGCAAGUCGAACGUGAUCGACGCGAUGCUCUUCGUGUUUGGCUGGCGCGCCAACAAGAUGAGACAGGGCAAGCUCAGCGAGCUCAUCCACCACAGCGAGGGCAGAGACAACCUGCCGAGCUGCACAGUGGAGGUCUGGUUCCGCGAGAUCGUCGACUUGCCCGGUCCGGACGCCUACAAGGUCGUGCCGGGCAGCAAGCUUGUCGUGUCGCGCACGGCGUACCGCAACAACUCGUCGGUCUACUCGCUCAACAACUCAAAGAGCACCUUCACCGAAGUGCGCAACCUGCUGCGCGCGCGCGGCAUCGACCUCGACCACAAGCGCUUCCUCAUUCUGCAGGGCGAGGUCGAGAGCAUCGCGCAGAUGCCGCCCAAGGCCAAGACGGAGCACGACGAGGGCCUGCUGGAGUACCUCGAGGACAUCAUUGGCACGAGCGAGUUCAAGACGCCGAUCGACGAGGCAGCGGCCAAGGUCGACGCCGCCAACGAGGUGCGCGCCGAGCGCCUCGGCCGGCUCAAGAUCACGCAGCGCGAGAAGGAGAGCCUCGAGUCGAAGAAGCGCGAGGCCGAGGAGUUCCUGCGCAACCAGAACGAGCUGACGCAGCGCCAGUCGGCACUCUGGCAAGUGUACAUGCUCGAAUGCCGCGACCAGCUGUCGGUAGCGACAUCAGCCAUCGAGAAGAUCGAGGCACGGCGCGCUGAGGAGGCAGAGAAGCACGCCGGCUCCAAGGCUGAGAUUGACGCGCUCGAGGCAGAGCACGCAGAGAUGCUCCGCGAGUACGAUGAGAUCGCCAAGGACACCGCCAAGGUGGUCAAGGAGCUCGCGCGCCUUGAGAAGGAGGACGUGCAGCUGCAGGAGAAGCGCAAGCAUCUCGACGCGAAGAAGAAGAAGCUCGUCAAGAGCCUCAGCGAUGACAAACACGCGAUCUCUGCAGCCCGCUCGACCGCGGUCGACUCCCAGGAGGAGAUCGAGAAGGUCACGGCCGAGGUCGAGGCGCUCGAGGCGUCUCUCGAGAAGCAAGAGGCCGAACUCGACGCGAUCCGCGAGUCUCUGAAGGGCAAGACCGAGGGCUUGAGCGCCGCCAUCGAGAAGAAGCAGCGCGAGCUGCAGCCCUGGGCCGCCAAGAUCUCGGAGCGGCAGAAGGCACGCGACGUGGCGACCGAGGAGCGCAAGCUGCUCAACGAGCGCGCCGGCCAGGCCGUCAAGGAGGCCGAAGACGCGCAACAGGCUCUGGCAGAGCUGGACGCAAACAACGCUGCCAAGCGUGACGAGCUCGAAAGCCUCGAGAAGGAGAAGCACGAACUGUCGAAGAAGCUGCUGCGCGGCGAGAAGCAGGUCGACGGCAUGGUUGCGCAGGAGACGGAGCUGCGCAGCAAGGCUCGCUCUGCGCGGACCAAGGCGGACGAGGCAAAGUCCUCGGCCACCUCGAACCGGUCGCGCGGCGAGGUGCUCAAUGCACUCACACGCCAGGCGGACCUCGGCAUGCUCAGGGGCUUCCACGGCCGCCUGGGCAACCUCGGCGUCAUCGACGACCAGUACGACGUCGCGAUCAGCACUGCCUGCCCUGGCCUGGACAAUCUCGUCGUCGAGGGCGUCGAGACCGGCCAAGCAUGCAUCGAGCAUCUGCGCCGCAACAACCUCGGCCGGGCGAACUUCAUCCUUCUCAACAGCCUGCCCAAGUCGAGCAUGGCGCCGAUCCAGACGCCGGAGAAUGUGCCGCGCCUCUUCGACCUCGUCAAGCCCAAGGAUGCCCGCUUCGCCGCGGCCUUCUACCACCAGCUGCGCGACACCCUCGUUGCGCGCGACCUCGCGCACGCCAACCGCAUUGCAUACGGCGCCCAGCGCUGGCGAGUCGUGACGCUCGAUGGCCAGCUCAUCGACAAGAGCGGCACAAUGUCUGGCGGUGGUGCGCGUGUCGCCCGCGGUGCGAUGAGCUCCACGUUCGCAGCCGACGACGUGACGCCGGAGCAAGUCGUGCGCCUGGAGAAGGAGCGCGACGCGGCCGAGGAGGCACUUCGCAGCCACUCUCAGGCACUGCAGGAGAUGCAGGCCCUGCUCGAGUCGCAGCGUCAGCGCGUGCCGCAAAUUGAGGUCGAGCUGGAGAAGGUCGCGAUGGACCUCGGCAUUGGCGAGCGCCGUGUGCAGGAGGCUAAGAAGCGGGUCGCAGAGCUGCAGUCCGCAAGCGGCCCAGACGAUGCCGAUGCCGACCGCAUCGAGGAGCUCGACGUGCAGCUCGAGGCGCUGGACGAGGAGCUUGAGAAGCUCAGCGAGAAGUCGUCGGCGAUCGAGUCGGACAUCGAGGCGCUGCAGGAGAAGAUUCUCGAGGCCGGUGGUGUCCGUCUGCGCACGCAGAAGAGCAAGGUUGAUGGCAUCAAGGAGAUGAUCGAGCUGGGCAGCGAGCGGACGACCAAGGCCGAGGUGGCCAAGGCCAAGGCUGAGAAGGACAUCACGAAGCUCGAGAAGGCCAUCGCCACGAACACCGCGUCCCUCGAGGGCAUGGAGGAUGAGCUUGCUGAGCUGCUCGAGUCCAUCCGCUCCCGGUCUGCGACCCUCGAGAGCGAGCGGAGCAAGGUCGAGGAGGCGCAGGAGGCCAUGGAGGCCAAGCGCGAGGCCAAGGACGAGGUCAAGUCGCAGCUCGACUCGCACGCUGGGUCGGCAAAUGCCUUCCGCAAGCUUGAAAUGGAGCUCAAGCAGAAGCUCGACGACAAUCAGCGCGCGCUCGCUGACAACGAGAAGCGACUGCAGCACUGGCAGGACAAGCACGUCCAGCUGCGCCUGCACCGCAUCGAGUCUGAUCUCGAGGAGGAGGAGGGCGAGGAGGGCAGCAAGGCUGCCUCGCCUGCCCCGGCCGUUGAGGACGAGGCCGACAGCACUGUCGGUGGGCCAGGGAACGACGCCAAGCCUCGCUCCGGCAAGAAGAGCCGCGAGGGCUCAGCCGAUGCCGAGGAGAGCGAUGACGAUGUGGACGAAGACCUGGCUCUGCAAGAGUAUCCGCCCGACGAGCUGCGUGGCAUCGACAAGGAGGGCAUCAAGGCCGAGAUCGUCCUGUACGAAGAGCAAGUGCAGAAGGGCAUGGGCAACGUCGCCGUGCUCGAGGAGUACCGCAAGCGCGAGCUCGAGUUCGCUUCGCGUGCCCGCGACCUCGAGGAGACGACUGCGGCGCGCGACGAGGCAAAGCGCGUGCACGACGACCUGCGCAAGCAGCGCCUCGAGGCAUUCAUGGCCGGCUUCAGCCUCAUCUCGGCCAAGCUCAAGGAGAUGUACCAGACGAUCACGCUGGGCGGCAACGCUGAGUUGGAGCUUGUCGACAGCAUGGACCCGUUCAGCGAGGGCAUCCUGUUCAGCGUCAUGCCGCCCAAGAAGAGCUGGAAGCACAUCUCGAACCUGUCCGGCGGCGAGAAGACGCUCAGCUCGCUGGCGCUCGUCUUUGCGCUGCACGCCUUUGCGCCGACGCCGCUGUACGUGCUCGACGAGGUGGAUGCGGCGCUCGACUUCAAGAACGUCUCGGUCAUCUCGUCGAUCGUCGCCUCGCGCAGCUCCUCGGGCGCCAACCCGGCGCAAUUCGUCGUCAUCAGCCACCGCAACGACAUGUUCGAGCGCAGCCAGCGCCUCUGCGGUGUCUGGAAGACGAGCGGCCGCAGCCGCUCACUGGCCAUCGACAACUCGGACAUGCACGCGCCGCCGUUGCCGCCGCCAGGCUCGGUGGCCAGCACGCCGGGCAUGCGCCGCUCGGCCGUGCCCGGCUCGGCCAUGUCCUCCAAGAUGGUCGACAUGCGUGGAGCUGGCCGGGCGUCCACGGCCACUCUCGUGCCAGCCACGCCGCUGAGCAUGCGGCAACGGCAGAUCACGGGCUAGCCGCAGCGCUGGCCGGAUGUCGCGUGCCUCCUCUUCCUCCCUGCUCUGGACCCGUCGCUGCUUCCUCUGUAUUCUGCGCCUCUGUACGAUGUGUAAUGUGGAUCGUGGUA